CUCGGGAGUAGGCGGUGCCAAUCCUCCCGCCCUGGUACCGCUAACCGCAGUCGCGGCGACGGGAUUCUGGAAAACUUUUCUGGAGUGCUGGAUUUUGAGAGCUGAAGCCGCGGGGUUUCGGACCAGCUAACUCCAUGAAGUCUCCAGGACGCAGCACGCGCACAGCCUCUGCCUCCUGGGCAGAUCGCACCCUAGGCCCCGGGCCCCUCCCGGAACCCAGGCCUCGGACCAGGGUCUUCAAGACCCUACUAGCCAUUCUGUCACUGGGUUUCUUUGUUCUAGGAACAGCUGAGCCAGUGCACGAUGGUCCAGCUCACCUACAGAGACUGGAGCAGAGCCCAUCAGGAGGACUAUGUCCAGCAGGCUACCACCUGUCAGAAGAAAACGGCUUGUGCAAACCUUGCAGUGAUGGUGUAGACUACACCAGGUCUCCCAACAGGUUGCCUUCGUGCAUCCCCUGCAGGGUCUGUAAGGAAGAUAAAGUCGUAAAAAGCCAAUGCACCUUAACCAGAAACACAGAGUGUCAAUGCAAACCAGGCACCUUUGAAGAUAAAGACUCCACCGAGAUCUGCCAGUCAUGCUCUAACUGCACUGAUGAGGAAGAUGAAGUGACACCCUGUACCCCAGAGACAAACCGGAGGUGUGUCUCCAAAAAUGCUUGGGCAUCUCAGCACAACCUAGGCCUCGUGAUAGGGCUUCCAGUCGCAUCGAUGAUCCUGCUGAUUGGAGCUCUGGCUGUCUGGAAGAUUAAUGCAUGGUGGCCAGGGUGCCUCUUGAUGAUAAGAAACUCAGGCUGUGAACGGGACCCUGAAAGUGCAAACACGCUCUUGGGCCCAAAGACAUCGAGCAAGACAAAUGACUCUCACCACAACACGGAACCUCAGAAAACUCAGAGUUUGCCAACAGGAAGGAAGCCGCUGGUUCCGGCAAACGGAACUGACCCCACUGCCGCCCUGAAGUAUAUCUUUGAGUAUUGUCCGAAGGUAGUGCCCUUCAACUCCUGGGACGCUCUCAUGCGGCAGAUGGGCCUCACAGACAAUGAAAUUCAUGUGGUCAGGGCUGAAACACCAGGCUCACAUGAUGUCUUGUACCAAAUGCUGCAAAAGUGGCACGACAAAACUGGGCGAAGCGCCUCCAUCAACCAUCUGCUGGAUGCCUUGGAAGUCAUCGGGGAGAGAUGUGCCCUGGAGAAAAUUGAAGACUAUGCAGUGGAAUCCGGGAAGUUCAUUUAUCAGAACACUACAGCACAUGUGGGAACUCCGGAGUCAGAGCCAGGAGGAUCUCUAUGAAUUUGAAGCCAGCCUGGUCUACAUAGUGAACUGAGGAUAGCCAAGGCUAUGUAGAGAGACCCUGUCUUAAAAGUGAAAGCGGAGGAGGAGGAAGAGAAGCUGCUGCAGGCUCUUCAGUAUUAUUAGAAUGUAUUUUAUUUUUCCUUGCUAUAUUUAUUGUAGCCUAUUCUUGUAUUAUUAUUCACAGAGCCUCUGUGAACGUAGAUCCUAGGCAAGUGUUCUAACACACCUCUAGCAUCCUGGUUUACCUUUGUUCCUGGACAAGGCACAGUUGGUAGGGUAUGAAUGAUAGAACUUGCUAACCUUCUAACACUCAGGAGGUAGAGCCAAAAAGAUCGAGAGUUCGGGGCCAGUUGGUUUACAUAAACUCCUGUAUAAUGUGCAUGCUGUCUAAAUUUGAGAGCUGGGGACAAAGAAGGUGUUCCUGUCCCAGAUUCUAGCAAUAUUCAUUUCAUGGGUCUACUAAGACCCUUGUCCAGAGACAAAAUACCCCUAUGUAACAGAGGGAAGAAUAAAACAGCCCAAGGGUGGAAACCCGUGUCCAUGAGAGCAGAAAGAAGGUCACUGGCCACCAAGCAUGGCCACUUAGACUACUGCUCGGCACAGCUGCGCAGGCGCUCCCUUGCUCCAGGUGCUAGUGGGCACCCUACUGAGGGUGUGCCCAUCUUGACUCUAAUCCCCAAGUGUCCGCUUUUCAUACUUGCAGUGAUUUUACUGGUUUGGACACAGAAGGAGCAUUAAAAGUGCUACCUGGGGUAACCCUUGAGGACCAUGCCCCCUGUAAGCAUUUGACCGUUGUGAGAAUAAACACUUCUAGAGCUGGGAUCACAGGUGUGCCCCACCAGAUCCAGAUCUAGAAAUAACUUCUGUUAGAUACUGUGAUAGGGAUUUCUGGAAGGCUGGCACAUACAGAUUUUUGUCCUGUGUGGAUUCCCUAUUGUUUUUGUUUGUUUGUUUUUUAAACUAGCAUGCUGGAGAGGUAGUUCAGCAGUUAAGAGCAGUGGCUGCUCUUCCAGAGGUUCAAUUCCCAGCAGCCACAUGGUGACUCGUAACCUUCUCUGAUGCAAUCCAAUGCCCUUUUUUGGUGUCUAAAGGCACAUAUUUAACGAUAUGGCAGCGUUCCUGGCUGCCAUCUAUUUUAUUUAUAUUUUUUGCUGUGUAUGAAUGUUUUGCCUGCAUAUAUAUGUGUGACAUGCAUGCCUGGUGCCUUUGGAGGUCAGACAGAGGCAUCUGAUCCCCUUGAACUGGACUCAGAUGGUUGUGAUCUGGCACGUGGGUACUUGAAGCUGAACCCAGGUGCUCUAAACCUCUGAGCAAUCGUAAGGCCUCCUUAUUUCAUCUCUCCUUCUAGCAGAGCCUUCUCCAGUAGAUUCUUGGUACACAUGGCUGGUCCCACGCAUUCUUGUUGCUGUGGCUUCAGGAGGGAGACCCCACUUCUGAGUAUUAUCCUCGCCAUUGUUAGUUAUGGUAUCUUGAGUGUAAGCAUCGUGCCUCCAUGCAGGGUUGCACAUCAGGGUUUGCUGGGCUCUGCCCAGCCCCCAGAGCAGGUGUUUCACCCUUGCACUUGAUGCCCUUUCUUACCCCUCUUAGAAGUGUGUUGGUAACAUAAAACAGUACAAGGCUUGUCAUUAGAUACAAAAUACUC
Molecule: messenger RNA, 2934 nt
Organism: Apodemus sylvaticus (European woodmouse)
Lineage: Eukaryota; Metazoa; Chordata; Mammalia; Rodentia; Muridae
Product: tumor necrosis factor receptor superfamily member 10B-like
Exons: 8
Coding region: 135-1289 (384 amino acids)
Biological process (GO): positive regulation of apoptotic process; TRAIL-activated apoptotic signaling pathway
Cellular component (GO): plasma membrane; cell surface
Molecular function (GO): TRAIL binding
Source: RefSeq, a predicted model, not a curated record